AUGUCAUUUAGAUCGCCCAUCUCCAAAUGCUCCACCAUUCUUCCUUCUCUCGGAAGGUUGGAGGGCUUCCAAUAUGCCAACGGUGUGCAACAGUAUUGUGGCAUACCUUAUGCGUCCCUUGAGAAACGGUGGACUCGAUCGCAGUUGAUGACGCAGUGGCCCAAUGACUACCAUGAUGGAACAAAACUCGGGUAUGGCCAAUCACACAAGCUCAGGCGGGAUUCAAAAGCUGAAUACUUACAUACACAAUGUAGAAGCGACUGUUCCCGACCGAGAACUGAAGGGGAUGACUCGGAUGAUCUCGUACCAGUUCCUCCAACGGGACAUUUCGGAGAGCCUCAAACGGACGAGUUGUCCGGACUCGUUAUGAACAUCGUCUUGCCUUGCGUUCCUGGAUCACAAAGGUUUCCCGUCAUGGUGUACGUUCAUGGAGGUUCACUGCUGUAUGGUGGUGCUAACCUACCAAUCUUUGAUGGUGUCAAUCUCGUUUCCCACAGCAUGGAAAUUGGGAUGCCCAUCGUCUACGUCAAUUUCAACUAUCGGGUCGGAUUGGGUGGCUUUCUUGCCAGUGCAGCAAUCCAGCAAGAGCUCCAGCGGGAUGGCCAUCAAGGCUGUGGGAACUUUGGAUUUACCGAUCAGCAACUAGCAUUCGAGUGGGUUCAGCGUUUUAUUGGCGAUCUCGGUGGCAAUCCCGAUCGAGUGACCGCGGUUGGAGAGUCAGCAGGUGGCAUCUCUAUUAGCAAUCAAAUGCUAGCAGCUCAUCCUCCGCCAUUUCACCGUGCGGUCUGCAUGUCCGGCCUCUCGGUCUCGAUUCCAGCUUGGACAAUGGAGCAGCACGAGGAGUUGUUCCGGGCUGUCUGCCGCCAUUUCAACGUAGACCCAUCACAAUCAGACGUGCUGGACCGUCUACGGCGCAUACCCCAGCAGGAACUAGCCAAUGCAACUCCUAUCAUACAAGGUGUAUUGUCAGGCACAGGGAACCCAUGCCUCGAUGGUUGGUUCUAUGACCGAGACCCACGCGAGAUACAUGAGCCACCACAGUGGAUCGAAUCUUUGAUGUUAGGAGAUACCUACCACGAAGGGGUUAUCUUCCACGUGAAUCUGCUGAACGACAGUUUCGCAAGUAUUCGAGAGAUACUAAGUCAACAUAUGCCCCUUGCUGUGACUGAUAAAGUCCUGGCGGAGUAUGAGAUACAACCCGAGCUGCCACAGGACGUCCUUCUGAGCCGGGUAGAACACAUGUGCGGUGAUGCAAUCUUCAAGAUCCCCAAUUAUGCUACGGCACUUGCCAGUGUCCGUCUGUCAAGGGAAAAGGCGGUGUUCGAAUACCACUUUGAUCAGCGUUCUCGCCUGAAAAACGCACUGGAGGGCACCGCCUAUCACGCACAUGAACUUCUCUACCUGUUUGGAAACCUGGACAAUGAGCUCUCUACGGAAGAGCGGGCGAUGGCGCGCAGCUUUGCUGAAUCAUGGGUCAAAUUCACGUAUGGCUACUCACCUUGGGAAGGUUCGAAGCGACACUGGAAAGUAUGGGGUCCUGAGUCAGUCCAAGCAGUAAAACAUGAAGACGAGGACGAAGAAGCUCGGUCAUACUCACGUAUGAAGAGGAUGCUGGCGAUGGAUCAUGGAGAGACUUGGAAACGAUGGCUUAACGGCGUAGACGCCUUGGUGAACAAGCGUAUGAAUAUGGGGAAGAAUUAUCUUCUGUAA
This is a messenger RNA of Aspergillus oryzae RIB40, 1710 nucleotides long. RefSeq lists its product as uncharacterized. The transcript has a single exon. Lineage: Eukaryota; Fungi; Ascomycota; Eurotiomycetes; Eurotiales; Aspergillaceae. The record is from RefSeq and is a predicted model, not a curated record. The coding region runs from base 1 to 1710 and encodes 569 amino acids.